UUUUCCAAUGCAAUCAGUUGUGACAAUAUGGCGGUUACGCCUUAUAUUAUGUACUUGUCUGAUUUAAAUUAAGACAUACAAUCUAAAAACAGAGCUGCAGUUAUUUGCAUUUAUUAUUCGUAUAAACGACUGUUAAGAAGAUUAUUUUUUUUAUUAAUAAAAACUUCGUGUUUCCAAAUUUUCCUCAGCAACUUCACUAUGGUACCAAAAAUCGACCACUAAAAGGAAACAGAAGAAAAUUUAACAGCAUUUUUUUCAUAAUUAUUUUCAAGUUUUUAAUCUUAAACAAUUGCAGUUUAUCUUUUUUAUUAUAAACUUCUUAAUAAAAUUUAAUCUUGAACAAUUUAUGUAUAUUGGAAAAAAAAAUUCUUCGAAUUUUUGAAAAAAAAUUUAAAGUACCAAUUAAUAAAUAAUAUUCUAAAUACAACGAUUCUAAUAAAAUAAUUGAAAAAAAAAAUUUAAUGAAAUAACAAGAAUAAAAAUCAAAAUUUAAUUACAAGAUUUAAAUUGCAAAAUUUAAAGUAUUGUAAUUAAAAGAUAACAAGAUAAGACAAAUGCCUUAAAAUUUAAAUAUUCAACUGAUAAAAGAUGAUAUCAUUGUAUACAAAAACUAAAUUAUACCACAUAUUGAUAAAUGAUGCUGUUCAUAAGAUUUCUAGCAAAUAUUUCAAAUAUGAUUAACAUAAAAGUCUGUCAUUUAUAAGAAUUUAACUUGUUCUAAAAUUGUGCAGUGUAAUUACAGGAGUAUUAUAAGCCACAUGAAAAGUAUUCUUUAUAUAAUAUCUACAGUUGAAAAUUUUGAAAUACAUGUUAUAUAUUGUAUAUUAUUGGUAUAAAGACAUUAAGUAAAACAGUGAAAAAUUAACUAUAGACAUGAUAAAUAAUCAACAUUGUGUUAUUCUUAAUUCUGGAGAGACCAACAGCUAUCAUCAGCCGGUCUCUGCAAAACCUUCUGUUGUUUCUGUAUCGAGUAUUGAUUCUGAUGUGAGUGACAGAAGAGAUGUACGUGAAGAACUUUAUGCUGGAAUUUUUAGAAGACAUAGAAAGACCAUACUUGUAUUAGGCAGUUUUCUCAAAAUGUUAAGGAAAUACUUGGAUAAAUUGCAUGCUCUAAACCGAGUAUAUGCCUUAAUUGCUUUACAAUUUGAAAUUAUUAUACAACAAAAGUUUUGGUGAAAUGAAAUUUUAAUUAUUGUAUAUUUGUUUAUAAAAAUUUUGAGUUAUUUGAAUAAACGCUUUUAAGAUUUAAAAUUUAUAAAGCUUUAUAAAAAUGUUAUAGUUUGGAUUUAUUUGUAAUUGUUAAUUGUUAUUCAUUAUUUGUUUUUCUUUUCAAUUUUUAUCACAAUUUUUUUUAAAAUAAAAAUAAAAAUGAAAAAAAAUUGCAAGAGUAAAUAAAAAAUUAGCAAAAUAUCUAUAACAAAAUGAAAGUAACUAUUACUGCCAAUCACAUAUAUAAUACAUUUCUUUACUUUAUAUCUAUAUAUAAAAGCUUAGAUAAGCUUAGAUAAUGCAAUUCGAUUUAAAUAUGAUCAACUUUUUUGAGAUGCAAAUUUAAUAACAGUCUUUUGUUAUUUAUAUCUAUAACUUUUAUAUUAGUGAUCUCUUUAUAUGAAAUACUGCCAUUACAUAGAAAUAUAUGAUAUAAUAAAUGCAAAAGUUUAAAAAAAAAUGUUUGAAUAUUUAAAAAUAUGCGAUUAAAUAUAUGUAUAUAAAAAGCACUUAAUAAUUCGAUUGUUUUUAUAUUUUAGUUGAACUAUUUAUUAUCUUAAGACUGAGAAAUGUGCUUUUUCAGAAUAUACUAUCUGCUAUUAUAAUAUUAAUAUCUAAUAUUUAUAGAUAAGUAUUAAAAAUAAAAAUAAUUAAAAUGGUCUUUGUAAUUAUCAAUUUUUUCACUUCAAUCAAAUAUCAAACAAAUGCAAUGACAUUUAUCAUAUCGAUAUUAUUAUCCUUUUCAUAAAAGGAUUGACAUUUUAUAGUACGUUAUGAUUGAAAUUAAAUAAGUAUUUAAAUUAAAAUAAAUAUACAAUUUUGAAAUGUAUAAAAUACAUAAAAAUUAUGAAAAUAUAAAAAAUUCAAUUAUAUCAAUCCAGAAUAAUGUUAUAAAAUGAAAAUUUUAUUAUUAAAUAAUUUAUAUAUGACAAAAAUAUAUCAUUAUAUCUGUUUAACUAAUUUUGCAACAAUUUCAUCAAUAUCAAGUAAAUAAAACUUGAUAAUGAUUCACACGCGCGCGCGCGCGCGCGC
Apis mellifera (honey bee) is the source of this 2241-nucleotide messenger RNA. RefSeq lists its product as uncharacterized. Lineage: Eukaryota; Metazoa; Arthropoda; Insecta; Hymenoptera; Apidae. The transcript is spliced from 3 exons. The coding region runs from base 874 to 1176 and encodes 100 amino acids. The record is from RefSeq and is a predicted model, not a curated record.